GUCGGGUCCGGGUCUAGAUCCGGCCCAUUGACAGGCCUACCUUCUGGCUUCUGCUGAACCUCUACCCGACUCGCUUGGUCCAGCCUGACGCCACAAACCCGGCCAAUUCACCGGCUUCCAGACGCCGAUGCUCAGCCUCUUCCGACAAAUAACACCACCGAAGCCAUACUUAUAUCGGCGGUGCCCGAGGUCUUUGACCGUGUAUCUGGUCAACGUUGGUUCUAGAGUUGUUACUUCCUGGUUUAGCCAAGCUACUUCAGCUGUAAAAUUAUGGAUAAUCUGCAAACAGGAAAAGAUGAUGAGCAAUCGAGAACAGGGGAGAUGCAAGGGACAGGAUCGUCGAAUGGUAGUUUGGUGGGAAGGAUUCAACAACAGUAUAACAAGAUAAAAGAGAAUGCAGAAACAUACCCUUAUGUAUGGGGUUCAUAUAUAGCAGUAUAUGGGGGCUUUGGGCUUUGGCUUGUAUAUAGAGGUAUGAAACUCCGCAGAAAAGAAGACAGGGUUCGUGCUCUUCAAGAGCAACUGCGCAAGCUUGUUGAAUCUCAAGAGAGCGAAAGCUCAUCUGUCGCUGGAUCUAGCAUGAUCCACCCCCCAAAGGAUAAAAACACUGGCUAGCUGAUUUGUUAUGUUCUCUUGAAGCUCAUCAUUGUUAUUAUUUUUGAAAUAUUCCAGUUAUAUCCACUAUGACAAUUUCAUUAUUGGUUACUGUUUCUCUUUCACCUCACUUUUGGUGUGUGAUUAUGAAUUUCUUGCCAUUUAUGGUCCUCCCAUGUACUGAAUCCCUUAUCCCGUCAAUUGUAUAAUUUCUUAUUGUUUUUUCACCGGAGAAGGGUGUAAAGUGUUAUGAAAUUCAUAGUCAUGCAUCAAAAUGUAGAAAAUCUAUAUAGCUGGAUUGAAAGUGAAAGUGACCAAUAGACUUGAGACAGAAACUCAGAAAGUAGAGAAUUGAAUGUAACCUACAUUUCUUCCAUGUUUUUUCUGUAAGUUUUCAUUUGUUGCUUGUUGGACCCUACAG
This is a messenger RNA of Cuscuta epithymum, 1015 nucleotides long. The record is from the annotation of a GenBank genome assembly. NCBI's taxonomy places the organism in Eukaryota, Viridiplantae, Streptophyta, Magnoliopsida, Solanales, Convolvulaceae.